AUGAGGGUCGACGUAGCGAGUCCGGUCCUAGACACCACAAACGGACUCACUCCAGAGAGCAGCGACUCGGAUGAGACCGGAGCGAGCAUUAACGGCCAUGGAGAACAGGGCAUUCAUGACUCGGUUCCCGGCUUUAUCCCCAUUGCCAUCUGUGGCAUGGCGUGUCGACUUCCCGGUGGGAUCAGGUCUCCGGAGCAAAUGUGGAAUUUCCUACUCAACAAAGGAGAUGCGCGAUCCAGGGUGCCGGAAUCUCGCUACAAUAUCGAUGCUUACUACUCUCCCGUGGACAAGCCGGGAAGUAUCAAAACACAGUAUGGGUACUUCCUUGAUGACGACCUGAGCAAGGCCGACGGCUCUCUUUUUACCAUGUCGCCGAUGGAGCUGGGGCGAUGCGAUCCACAGCAACGACUCAUGUUAGAGGUUGCAAGAGAAUGCAUUGAGGAUGCCGGAGAGGUGGAUUGGAAGGGAACUAGGACCGGAGUUUACAUGGGCAACUUCGGCGAGGACUGGAGCGAGAUGUCUGAUAAAGAGUCGCAGCAGUAUGGUGUCUACCGCUUGGCCGGCUUAGGGGACUUCGCCCUCGCCAACCGAGUAUCCUAUGAGAUGGACCUCCAAGGGCCCAGUAUGACCAUUCGAACAGCGUGUUCCUCAUCACUGGUGGCCCUGAAUGAAGCGUGCUUAGCUAUCGCUCGGGGUGACUGCAAGUCCGCCAUCGUGGGCGGUGCAAGCCUGAUACUUACUCCAACCAUGUCCAUCAAAUUGACCGAACAGGGUGUCUUGUCACCUGAUGCUUCUUGCAAAACCUUCUCUGCAGAUGCCAAUGGAUACGGCCGUGCUGAGGCCAUCAAUGCAGUAUACGUCAAGCCCUUAACUGAUGCGAUUAGGGCUGGGAACCCCGUGCGAGCCGUCAUUCGUGGGACGGCCACCAACAGCGAUGGGAAAACGCCGGGAAUGACAUAUCCAAGUGUCGAAGCACAAGAGGCCUUGAUCAGGCGUGCAUAUACAAUUGCAGGAAUUGCCGACUAUGCGGCGACUCCGUUCCUUGAGCUACACGGAACUGGCACCGUGGUUGGAGACAGAAUCGAAACAAACGCAGUUGCCAAGGUGUUUGGGGACAGUGGUACCUAUAUUGGCUCGGUGAAGCCCAAUCUCGGCCACUCGGAGGGAGCAUCCGGCCUGACCUCGGUGAUCCAAGCGGUGCUAGCCCUCGAGAAUCGCAUCAUUCCUCCCAAUAUUAAAUUCACCUUGCCCAACCCGAGCAUCCCUUUUCAGCCAGCCAAGCUCCAAGUCCCAGUCGAGGCGACCCCCUGGCCUGAGUCGCGCAUGGAACGAAUCAGCGUCAAUUCCUUCGGAAUUGGAGGCAGCAAUGCCCAUGUGAUCCUUGAUUCGGCUUCGGCUCACAACGCCUCUCCUCGGCGAGAAGAGGCCUCGGACCAUCCCCAAUUGCUGGUGCUGUCGGCCAGCUCACCCGCAUCAUUGGAGACGAUGAUCGAGGAUUAUCGGGCGUACUUGUCGAAUCACGCAGAAGCCAUAGAGGAUCUUGCAUUCACGCUGGCAAAUAGGCGUGAGCAUCUCCCCUACCGGGCCUUCGUGGUGGCGAGCAGAGAACAGCCCGGGAGUGCUUCGGCGAUUGCUAAGCCCGCCCCAACCCCAAAUGUUGUCAUGGUCUUCACGGGUCAAGGCGCGCAAUGGCCACAAAUGGGUCGUGAUUUGCUGCGGUCCAAUGCCGUCUUCCGGGCUAGCAUCAAGGGCCUCGAUCAGCACCUCAAGGGUCUUGGGGCGGCCGGGCCAACUUGGACGAUUGAGGCUGAACUGCGCAAGCCUGCUAAGACAAGUAAGCUUGGUACAGCGGAGCUGUCCCAGCCACUAUGCACAGCCAUCCAGAUAGCCUUGGUUGAUAGCCUUGCUGCUGUCGGUAUUGUACCGGACGCAGUUGUGGGACACUCCAAUGGUGAAAUUGCAGGAGCUUAUGCUGCUGGUGCUCUCACGGCUGCGGAAGCCAUCACCGCAGCUUUUCAUCGAAGAGCCAUAGCUCAAAGACAGACGCGCCCUGGCGCCAUGGCAGCCAUUGGCAUGAGCUGGGAAGAGGUCAAAGAAUUCCUGGUGCCAACUGUCGGUGUCGCUUGUGAGAACUCCCCCAAGAGUGUUACCCUCUCGGGCGACGCCGACAAGGUGGAGGCUGUUGUCUCCAAGAUUCAAAAGUCUCGACCAGAUGUGCUCGCUAGGCUCCUGAAGGUGGACAAAGCAUACCACUCUUACCAUAUGGCGGAGGUCGGAGGGGACUAUUACAAUCUGGUUGGCCCGAAUGUACUUGGGCAAUCCCCGGCGAAGCUUUUCUUCUCGAGUGUCACCGGCAAGUUGCUCUCUGAGAACGAAGCACUCGGUGCGCGCAUUUGCCGUCAUUCGAUAGGCAAAAAUGCCGUAUUCUUGGAAGUCGGACCCCAUUCCGCACUCGCAGGUCCUGUCCGUCAGAUCCUGUCCGACAAUUCAAGCACGGCACCGUAUGUUGCCGCGAUGCUUCGCCAGCAAAGCUGCACCGAUGCGCUACUCUCCGCCAUUGGCAAGCUAUACACGCUACAUGUCUCCAUCGAUUUCGCGGCGAUGUUCCCAACAGGCACCUGUCUCCCAGACCUGCCCCGAUAUGCCUGGAAUUACGAAAAGAGCUACUGGCAUGAAACUCGUGUGACUAGAGAAUGGCGUCAGCGUCAACAUGGUUACCAUGACCUCCUUGGUGUCAAGGCAACGGAGUGUACCGAUUUUGAGCCUGUGUGGCGCAACAUGUUCCAUGUUGAUAACGCUCCAUGGGUUCGCGAUCAUAAGGUCAAUGAUGACAUAGUCUUCCCAUUUGCUGGGUAUGUUGCUAUGGCCGGAGAGGCUGUGCGACAGGUCACUGGGGUUCAGGAUGGCUUCCAGGUCCGUAAUGUAUUAGCGACCACGGCCCUCGUUGUUAACGAGGGAAAGCCGGUGGAGAUGGUCACUACCUUGCGUCGACACCGUCUGACCCAUUCCGAUGAUAGCGAGUGGUGGGAGUUCACGAUUGGAUCCCACAAUGGGCAUGUGUGGACUAGACACUGCACCGGACAAGUGCGAGACCAGGUUGGCAGUCUGGGGCCUGGCGAGGCUAUACCUCAGCUCCCCCGAAAAAUUGGCUCCCGGCAAUGGUACGAUGUCCUCCGCCGAGGAGGCCUCGAAUUUGGCCCGCGCUUCCAGUGCAUGGAGGAUAUUCGGUCUUCGACCAACUUCCCUGGCCGAUCCACGGCGCACAUUCAAAAUCACGGACAGGGCGACGAGUCGAUGUACCACCUUCAUCCCGUUGUCAUUGACGCCUCUCUACAACUCCUUGUCUGUGCAGCUGCAUACGGUCUUGGCCUCAAGCACCGAAACAAUGUGGCAACCGGGGUUGGGGCGUUGAGUAUCACCCGCUGCUCAUCCAACCUAGUGGCCAGUGCAUCUGCAGCCUUCACUUAUAAUGGCUCAGUCAGCGGUGAGGGACAAUGCAUUGGGGAUGGCCAGGUUGUCUUGCGAAUGUCCGGGGUCAGGCAUACUGUGCUGGAGGCACCUGAGACUGGAGAUACUCACGCUGCUGCCCAUCAGGUGUGGGGACCCCAUAUUGACUUGGUCAAUCCGGGGUCGCUCCUGAAGCCAUCCAUCGACAAGGCCAUGUAUAUGCCAACGUUAAACGAGCUAGCUCAGCUGUGCAUGUUGCGUUCUUGGAAAUCUAUCGCCGGUCUCCAAGCCAACUUGCCCCACUUGCAGAAGUAUCAGGCUUGGUUGGACACCGAGAUCCAUUCUAGGGAGCCUCUUUCGCCCGCCUGGAAGCAUCUGGAUGAAAAGGGGCUGCUUGACCGAAUAAAUACUCGGGUGAAACAUCUCUCGGAAACCCCUGCUGCCCCUGCUGCUGCUGCUAUAUCCCUUGUGUCGAGUGCUUCGAAAAGCCUCUUAUCCGGGGAGCGAGAGGUGUUCGACCUCCUUGAUGAAGGGGAUACAGGAAUCAAUCUUCAUUCUUUCAUCGAAGACUUUGAUCCAUCUUUGCUCCUUCAUGUUCUGGCGCACAGCAGACCCAAUCUCCGCAUCCUAGAACUGGGGGCUGGUUCUGGGGCCAGAACCAGCAAGAUCCUCGCCCAUCUCGAAUCAUUUUAUUCCAAGUACACCGUGUCUGACCCUUCCUCUAGCUUGAUUACCACGGCCAAGGAGCGCCUCCAGGGCGUGCAGAAUCUAGAAUUUACGACAUUCGAUAUCAGCAAGGAUCUGGAGGAGCAGGACUUCGGCGAGAGGCAGUACGACCUCAUUAUUGCCACUAAUGCCCUCUAUAAAACGGAGUCACUUGGCGCAAGUCUGACCAAUGCCCGAAAGCUUCUUCAUCCCCGGAGGAGACUGGUACUGCAAGAGCUUUGUCCCUCAUCCAAAUGGAUUAAUUACAUCUUCGGUCUACUUCGUGGUUGGUGGCUGGGCGCGGAGGAUGGUCGCACAUCUGAGCCAUAUGUUGACAUGAAGAGAUGGGAGCGUGAGCUGGAGAAGGCCGGCUUUGAUGGGUUCGAUACUGUAGUCCCCGACUCAGAUGAACCAUUCCAGUUGACAGCUGCGGUCGUGGCCUGGCCCAAACCAGCGGUCGAUGUUGUUAAGAAAGUGACCCUACUCGCCGCGGACAACGCCAGCGAUCUGGGGCCUAUGCUGGAGGAGCUCCAGAAACAAAACUACCAAAUUUCCCGUUGUACGAUUCAUGGUCGGCCUCCCGCUGGCCAGGAUGUGAUUUCUCUCCUAGACCAAAAUGCCCCGUUCUUUGAGGAGUUAACUGCCGGGACUUUCGACCGACUUAGAGCCUUCCUUGCUGGACUGGGUCCAAGGCUUCCUGGUCGAUUGGGGGACCUUCGCUGGUCCCGUCAGCCGGUAAAGCAGCUGGUGGGAAACCAGGUCGAGGUCGAGGUGUUCUCGGCGGGCUUGAACUACCAGGAUGUGCUGGUUGCCACAGGUGCCCUGGAGCUCCCCGUGCCCGUGUUUGGGCUUGAAGCAUCCGGUGUAGUCCAUCGAACAGGCCCCGAGGUCAAGCAUCUCCAGGUGGGCGAACGCGUCAUGGGUCUUGUUCAGGGAGCCCUUUCUUCAGUCGUUCAAGCGUCCGAAAUGCUCUUUGCCCCCAUUCCGGAUCAACUGAGCUUCAAUGAGGCCGCCACUUUGCCCUUCUCCUAUGCGACCGCCCUCUACAUUUUGACGGAAAUCGGCCAUGUCGAGGCUGGUCAGUCCAUUUUGAUCCAUCAAGGGUGCAGUGGCGUUGGCCUCGCUGCCAUCCAGUUGGGCCAGAUCAUAGGCGCCGAGAUCUUCGCCACCGUUGGCAACGACAACCAGCUUUCGUACCUGGUGGAAACCUUCGGUCUCCCACGCGACCAUCUCUUCCUUGAUGCCAAUGGUUUGUGGGUAGAUGGGAUCAAGGCUCAAACCCAGGGACGCGGUGUGGAUGUCGUCCUGAACUCAAUCGCUGGGGAGUCUUUGCACGCAUCCUGGCGCUGCGUUGCCGAGUUCGGCCGGAUGAUUGAACUUGGGAAGAAAGACAUCCUGGGCGCGGGCAAACUAGACAUGGAUGUUUUCCUCCUCAACCGCAGUUACUGCUAUGUGGAUGUAGAUCGGAUCCGGGCGGGCAAGCCUUCAACAAUCGCGCGUCUCCUACGCGACACACUCGACUUCUACCGGAAGGGUCUGAUCCAGCCCAUCCAUCCUGUCCAAAUAUUCGGGGCAUCGGGCAUUCUAGACGCAUUCAGUGAUGUCCAACGAAGUGAACAUACUGGCAAGACUGUCGUCGAACUGCGUCAGUCAGGGGAAACCAACCUCCUCCCGCUCGAUGUUGCAAAGCGGAGGAUGACUCCCCAGUUCAACAGCUCCUCCUCCUAUCUUCUGGUAGGAGGCCUCGGAGGUCUUGGUCGAACUGUCGCCAUCUGGAUGGUCGAGCAUGGAGCCCGCCAUUUGAUCUUCCUGUCCCGCAAUGCCGGCAGUGGCCCCCAAGAUCAAUCGUUUGUCCACGAGCUUGCGACCAUGGGUUGCGAGGCACAUCUCGUCAAAGGCAGUGUGUCCGACAUGGCAGCCGUCACACAAGCGAUCCAGGUCUCAACGGCCCCUCUCAAGGGCGUGCUCCAGAUGUCCACGGUCCUUCGAGACCAGGCAUACCCCAAAAUGACCUGGGACGACUGGUCAGCGGCCACAUCCCCCAAGAUUCAGGGGACCUGGAACUUGCACAACGCGACGGUGGCUGCCGGAAUCGACCUGGACUUCUUUGUUCUGUUCAGCUCGAUAUCCGGCAUCAUCGGCCAGCCGGGUCAGGCCAACUACGCCAGUGCGAACACCUUCCUCGACGCUUUCCACGAAUACCGCUCAGGUCUGGGACUGGCCUCCUCCGUCCUCCAGCUCGGUCCCGUCGACGAUGUCGGUGUCUUCUACGGCAACGAUGACAUGUUACGCCAAUUGAAAUCGGCGGGUUUCUACUGUAUCCGGGGUAAGGAGGUUCUCGAUGCCCUCGUCCUAGCCACCUCCCAUCCAACCAGUUUCUCCGUGGGCCUUAGAUCCACCACGUCGCUUGAUAGCGAGAACAACCGCUUGGUAUGGCGCAAGGAUCCGCGCAUGGCCGUCUACCGAAACAACUCGGGCGGUGGAGCGGCCGGUGGUGACGGAGCAGCAGCAGCACAUAACGAGCUGAAAGGGCUUUUGGCCACGGCCCGAGCAGAUCCCAGCGCACUCGAGAAGCCCGAGACAAUCGAGCUCCUGGCGCGAGAGAUCGGUCGCAAAGUGUUAGGCCUUCUCUUGAAGCCGGAGGAGGAUCUGAACACGUCCUUGGGACUGGCUGAUCUGGGGAUGGAUUCUUUGGUGGCCAUCGAGAUGCGAACUUGGUGGAAGCAGACCUUUCGCUUUGAUAUUAGUGUCUUGGAAAUGUUGGGCAUGGGGACAUUGGAGGUUCUCGGGAAACAUGCGGCAGAGGGGUUGAGGAGACCGUUUGAGCAGUAG
Molecule: messenger RNA, 6984 nt
Organism: Aspergillus sclerotioniger CBS 115572
Lineage: Eukaryota; Fungi; Ascomycota; Eurotiomycetes; Eurotiales; Aspergillaceae
Product: reducing polyketide synthase sphB
Exons: 7
Coding region: 1-6984 (2327 amino acids)
Biological process (GO): fatty acid biosynthetic process; secondary metabolite biosynthetic process
Molecular function (GO): phosphopantetheine binding; fatty acid synthase activity; oxidoreductase activity
Source: RefSeq, a predicted model, not a curated record